UAAUAAGUUGGGGAUGACGUCGGCAGUGGAGCGCACCGAUGACCUGGUGAGGGAGUACCUGACAUUCCGCGGUUUCACCAACACCUUGAAACACUUUGAGGCGGAUAUUAAGACGGAUAGGGAAAAGGGCUUCCGGGUGGAUCGGAUUGUGGAGCAGUUGUUGCAGUUUAUCCAGAACUAUGACCUGAAUGGGCUGCUGGAUUACUGGGGGUAUCUGGAGCGGCGACUCUUCAGCCGCCUGGAAGACGUCUACCGUCCGACCGUUAACAAGCUGAAGACCAGUCUGUUCCGGUAUUACCUGGUCUGCACCAUACAAAGCAGUCGGACGGACAAGGCGCAGGACUUUUUCCAGAAGCAGGCGCCGGAACUGCAGAACCAGACUGAAUGGAAGGAGUGGUUUGCUCUUCCUUUUCUUCCUGCACCCGAUGUCAACCCGACCUUCUCCACCUACUUCUCCCGACAGUGGGCGGACACCUUCACCGUGUCCCUGCACAACUUCCUCAGUGUUCUAUUCCAGUGCAUGCCUAUUCCAACUAUCCUGAACUUUGACGCCGAGUAUCAGAGAAUGUGUCACAUCCAGGAAGAGAACGAGGCUCUGAAGCAGAAGCUGUUUGCUCUGCAGGCCGAGGCUCACCGGUUGAAAAAAGAAGGCGAUGACGGCCCUAUGGUUCACCACAAGCUGCCCCACUACGUCUCCAACAUGGAUCGCCUUGGAGACUCUGAGCUAACCAUGAUCUUCAGUCAGAGAACCUCAGGAUCUGUUGUCCAGUCUCAGAAGACGACCGGGUUCCUCUCUUCUUUACUCCCACAGAGUAAAAAGGUAGUGCCGAAACCUCCUCAGUCCACCAUGUCUUCCCCGACACAGAACGCCGCCGGUCUACCGCUGAAGAAGGAUCCGGGGAACAGUCAGGCCCAGAAAACAAAGGAGAUCCUAAAUGUGACCAAGGAGGCCAAAAACCCGCCCAAUGUACUCGGCGUCCCCGCAGCCACCGACCCCAGUAUGGUGCAACAGCGGCAGCGGCGCCUCCAGGAGAGGAAGGAACUGUUGGCCAAAACACAGUUACAGCAAAGCAUAGAGAAGAAGCCCGAGACUGUAGAAUCGGAGCCUGAGCCUCGCCUUGAGACCCAACAUGACCCGGUGGAUGCCCUGAUGAAGGGGGUAAAGGGGAGUUCUUCAUCCGGAGGGGAGAAGCCGGAGCAGCCCUUUAUAGUCCUCAGCCAGGAUGAGUACGGAGAGCACCACUCCUCCAUCAUGCACUGCAGGGUAGACUGCUCGGGGCGGCGCGUUGCCAGCUUGGACGUGGACGGCGUUAUCAAAGUUUGGUCCAUCGAUGGGAUCAUGCAGACCAAGGCCUCGGCCAUAUCCAAAUCCGCCCUCCUGUCCCUGGAGUGGGCGACCAAGAGGGACAGACUGCUCUUACUGGGCAGUGAAGUUGGCACUGUUCGCCUCUAUGACACGGAAGCGAAGAAGAACCUAUGUGAGAUCGGGAUCUGUGAUGACAUGCCGAGGAUCCUCUCUCUGGCCUGUAACCCCAGCGGGACAUCCUUCGUCUGUUCUGCGGCAGCUCCGUCCUUAGUGGUAGAUCCAGUCACCCCCGGAGUAGGAGAGAAUGGUAGCAACCAAGUACCGGGAAGGUUAUUGCUGUGGGACACUAAAACCAUGAAACAACAGUUGCAGUUCUCCCUGGAGCCGGUGCCGAUCGCUGUGAACUGUACGUCUUUUAAUCACAAUGGUAAUCUGCUGGUCACCGGAGCCGCGGACGGAGUCAUCAGACUUUUUGAUAUGCAGCAGCACCAGUGCGCUAUGAGCUGGGUGGCGCACAAGGGAGAGGUGUACUCUGUAGACUUCAGCUACGACGAGAACGCCGUAUACAGCAUCGGAGAGGACGGAAAGUUUAUUCAAUGGAACAUUCACAAGAGCGGGCAGAAAGUCUCCGAGUAUUCGCUGCCCCCGGACGCCACCGGUCCCUUCAUGCUGUCCGGGUACAGCGGGUACAAGCAGGUGCAGUUCCCCCGCGGACGACUCUUCGCCUUCGACUCUGAAGGCAACUACAUGCUGACGUGCUCCAGCAAUGGCGGAGUUAUUUAUAAGCUGAACAGUGACGGCAGUACGCUGGAGAAUUGUCUGUCCCUCGGCGGGCAUCGGGCCCCUGUGGUCACCGUGGACUGGAGCACGGCGGUGGAGUGUGGCACCUGCCUGACCGCCUCCAUGGAUGGAAAAAUCAGACUGACCACCCUGCUGGCCCAAAAAUGAUAACCAGCUGCCACCCCAAGGGGGAGCUCCAGGCUUCAAGGAAGUUCACCCGAAUCCCAGCUUUCUGCAACUUUCUCCUAUGCCCUGUGCUUUAAGAUCUCUGCUUGCUGUGAGUGAAUGGGAACAUUCUA
Molecule: messenger RNA, 2385 nt
Organism: Hyla sarda
Lineage: Eukaryota; Metazoa; Chordata; Amphibia; Anura; Hylidae
Gene: WDR91
Product: WD repeat domain 91
Exons: 15
Coding region: 14-2254 (746 amino acids)
Biological process (GO): early endosome to late endosome transport
Cellular component (GO): early endosome membrane; late endosome membrane; extrinsic component of endosome membrane
Molecular function (GO): phosphatidylinositol 3-kinase regulator activity; protein binding
Source: RefSeq, a predicted model, not a curated record